CACAUCCCCUGCACCCGCCACUCUCAUCCGCACCCAGUGCCUCCACCGCCACAGUACCCGGUGCACCCCACACAUCCCUCGACCCGUCCCAUCCAUACCCAACGCCCCCACCCCGGCCCCCUCGCGUCCGUCGCCUGCUGCGCACCGUUGGCCACCUUUCAAAGACCCGCAGUCCAACCACAUCAGCAUCCAAUAGACACUCCCACCACGAGACAUACCCCAGCACCGAAUUCGCCAUGAAGUUUUCCGGUUCAGCUUUGAUCGCCACCCUCUUCCUCGCGUCUUCUGCCGUUGCGCGAAAAUAUACUACUACCCUCGAUGUCGAUGAUGGAAACACCUUGGUUCUCUCCGAGCACACCAACGCCAACGGCGCUACCGUCACUUCUACCAUAAGUACCAUCAACGGCGACGACGACGACACUUCUACUUCCACAACCACCACCGCCGGCAGGGACACCACCACUGAACGAAUUGUCGCUUCCACUACAAGUAACGCGCCCAUGAGGACCACCACUUAUUGGGUCGACACUGGAAACGGUCACUGGACAUACUACACCUGGACCGCUCCCACCACCACCGUCCCCACUGUCGCCACUGCCAACGUCGCCCAGGGUUCCGUUGCCAACUAUGAAGCGUACCAGUCUUCCAUCAACGCCGCCGUCUACUCUUCUGCCGCUGCUGAGAAUGACGGUCACAAAAGGGCUCAACCCGUCGGAAUGGACGGUGUCUUUGGCGCGUGGAUGACUUUGGCUGUCGGUGCCGUCGGCGCUGGUCUGGGUGUGCUCGCGCUUUAAGCUGCUGCUUAUCUGCGCGUGGGAGAUGGAGACCCAGGGGCGGCCAGUUAGGCAUUGGCUCCGAGGAUCGGCUGCUUGGCCUUUCUGUAUCUUACUUUCUGCAUUGUGACGGACAAUAGACCUUUUUCAUCCUUUCUCUUUACUUUACGACCGCAUUUUCAUAACCUUGCAUUCUAGCGCGCCGUCUUCUUUUCGCAAGAUUCUGUUUGCUCUCCAUAGUCUUUUGCUCGAGCCCGUGUUAGUAGCAGGUGUGAUGACAUGUUAUGAUACCCUUAUGCUAUCGCAAUGCAUCCAUUGUCC
Molecule: messenger RNA, 1094 nt
Organism: Cryptococcus amylolentus CBS 6039
Lineage: Eukaryota; Fungi; Basidiomycota; Tremellomycetes; Tremellales; Cryptococcaceae
Exons: 4
Coding region: 237-794 (185 amino acids)
Source: RefSeq, a predicted model, not a curated record